Molecule: messenger RNA, 4772 nt
Organism: Chelonoidis abingdonii (Abingdon island giant tortoise)
Lineage: Eukaryota; Metazoa; Chordata; Testudines; Testudinidae
Gene: ANKS3
Product: ankyrin repeat and sterile alpha motif domain containing 3
Cellular component (GO): cilium
Molecular function (GO): protein binding
Source: RefSeq, a predicted model, not a curated record
CGUUCUCGGCGUGUGAGGGACUUCCGGGAGCGGAGCUGAGCGAGGUGCUUGGCCCGGGCAGAGCGCGGCGAGGUGACGGGCGGGAGGCUGCGGGGCGGCACGGGACGAGUGGGGCUGUCUAGGCUGCGAGGGUCGCUCCCCGCGGUCAUGAUGUCAGAGCUGAGUGAUGAAGCCAGUGAAUCAGAGCUCCUGAACCGCAGCCUGUCCAUGUGGCAUGGGGUAGGCCAGAUGAUCUGUCGAGAAGAGCUGGAUGUUCCACUGGACCUACACACGGCGUCCUCCAUUGGCCAGUAUGAGGUGGUACAGGAGUGUAUUCAGCGUGGGGAACUGGAUUUAAAUAAGAGAAACUGUGGUGGCUGGACCCCGCUGAUGUACGCUUCCUACAUCGGGCAUGAUACCAUCGUGCAUCUGCUGCUGGAGGCGGGAGUGAAUGUGAACGUCCCGACACCAGAAGGACAGACCCCACUUAUGCUGGCCUCCAGUUGUGGCAAUGAGAGCGUUGCCUACUUCCUCCUCCAGCAAGGCGCAGAGCUGGAGAUGAAGGACAUUCAUGGCUGGACUGCCCUCUUCCACUGCACCAGUGCUGGACACCAGCAGAUGGUCAGAUUCUUACUGGACAAUGGGGCGAACGCCAACUGCAAGGAGCCUGUGUAUGGAUAUACACCUCUGAUGGAAGCAGCUGCCUCUGGCCAUGAGAUAAUUGUCCAGUAUCUUCUCAAUCACGGCGUGAAGGUGGAUGUGAGAGAGAACACAGGAGCCACAGCACGGGCUCUGGCCAUGAAGUAUGGACACAUGAAGAUCGUGGGGCUGAUGGACCUACACGCAGCCCCCGUGCCCAAAGUCUUCUGCAGGGGCCCAGGAAAAUACUGUGAAGAUCUGAGCUCCUCGGAUGAAUCGUGCUCCACUCCCCAGAGACAGCGACCAGUCCGUAAGACCAAGGGCCCCAGUAUCCAUGAGGGGCCCCAAGCUUUGGCUAAGAUAACAGCUGUGGGAAUUGCAGGGAAAAAGCAGUCUCGCUGUGAGCAGGCCCUUCUGCAGGGCUAUGUUAUGUUCAGUGACAAUGGCAGCUUUGAAGGGGAGGAUCUCCGGUUCCGGGAUGUCACCUCUCCAAUCAACGAGCAAGAUGUGGAAAGUAGCAGCAGCAGGGAAGAGAGUGCUUUCUUCACCAACAACUUGGACACUAUCAGGAGCAGCAGCAGCAGCAGCAGCGAGUGUCUGCCCAAAGCCCUGGGGGUCAGCAGUGAGGGCUCCCUGGAGAGCAAUGAGGACUCUGACCAUGCGGAAAAGCUCUGUAGUCGGAAACAGGCUAAAAGCUACGUAAAGAUCAAGACCCGGUACAGCAACAGCGACAGCCAGUGGUUUCAGAGCCCAGGCAAAGCGGAGGUGUCUAGUCAGCACUGUAUGCUCCCUAACCCAGAGGCCAUCACGUACACAGGACCCCAGGACCUGGCAACAUUCCUGAAGCAGAUCGGGUGUCUGAAGUACCUCCAGGUGUUUGAGGAGCAGGACAUCGACCUCCGGAUCUUCCUGACCCUCACAGAAAGCGAUCUCAAGGAAAUAGGCAUCACCCUGUUCGGACCCAAGCGGAAGAUGACCUCUGCCAUUGCUCGAUGGCACAGCAAUGCCAGGCCUCCCAGCGAUGCCCUAGAGCUGGCCUAUGCAGAUCGGCUGGAGGCGGAAAUGCAGGAGAUGGCCAUUCAGCUGCACAAGAGGUGCGAGGAAGUGGAAGUGAUGAAGGGCCAGGUGUCCCAGGAGCAGGAGCUGCGGGCGGUGGUUGAGAGUUGCUUGAUGGAGCGGGACGUGGCUUGGAAUGAUGUCCAGAUCCGGCUGCGGGAGGCCCAGGCCGUCACCAGGGACGCUGGGGUGCUGCUAGAGCAAAUGAAAGCCUGUCAGGCGGAGCUAUGUUCCCGACUGAAGGAAGGGCACCUGGCUGGCAGGAUGCUGGAGACCAAGGCACGGCUGGGAGCUGGUGAGGGCAGAUGGCCCGAGGGAGAAGGUCUAGAAGGAGGGUCAAUUUCCUUGAAGUCCCUGAGCCUGGCUGAGCUGUCAGCUUUCCUGGAGGAGCGUGUGGGAGAUAUGGGGAAUUCCCUGCAUUCUGUGACUCAGAACCUCGCGCGGCUACAGGCCUCGGAGCGAGGCAAGCAGAGCUGGCCAGAGCCCUAAUGGAGCAGGAUGGAAUUCUGACGUCGGGUGACGGUUCCACCCGGAAGCUGUGCGCCUGGGAGAAUGAGCGCAAGGCUGGUCCGCCAGCUGCUCCUCUGCUGAGAGCGCCGAGGAGGCAGGCGGGUGCCUGGAGAAGGGGGUCAGCCAGCUGGGGAUGGCAGAGGACAAGGAGUCAAGUGGGCAGGCUGCCUCGGCUGGGCUGAUCUCCAGGUUCCUGUCACAGACGGUUUGCUUUCCCUGUCCAAGGGUUAGAGUGUUAAGAGCUGAAGCAUCGGGGCUAAUUGGCCUCUAGCUGCCCAUGGAGAGACUGCCUCAGUUUCCCUUAAUGCUGCCUGAUAUUUUUACAGAGCCAACCCUUGUCUGUAGCAGUCAGAUUCCCUUAUGCCCCUUCCCGCCACAACCCCUCGUAACUCGUUCCUCAGUUUAGUCUCUGCCCUCAGGCUGACCCAACAAACAUGUGACACUCAGAUCAAAGGACAGCACAGUGGUGGCCGAUGGGGUGAGAUCCAGUGCUUUAGAAAUGGGAGUUCCCCAAGCUGCAGCCCUUGUAGGAUCUGGGAGAUUGAACAUAGUGAGCUCUGCAGCUCUAGCCUGUGGAGAGCUCCCCCUCCUGGCAGCCUGCAGCGCUUCAGCUGUUACCAGCUUCUGAGGAGGCAGGAGCUAUGGGAUCACUUGAGUGUCCUAACCGUGCUUCUCUGUUUGGUUAUGGGUGCAGACCACCCCAUAGAUGCUGACUUGGCAGCUGGCCCUGAUCCUUCCCCCAGUCCAUGAACGCCCACAUUAAACCCACAGGGUAGCACAUUUCAAAGGCCUUGCUUCUGCCGAGCCAGUGUGCUCCCAGAAGCUUCUGCCACAGGCAGCAGCUCCUGCUGGUGCAGCACUGGCCCCUUAGGACAAGGGAGCCAGGAGCCACGUGAGAGGAGGGCGUGUGCAGCUCUUGCCUGAUGUGAGUUUAUACUAUCCCCAAGCACUUGUGUGUGAGCUACGUGCUCUGUGCUGCAUGCAGGGCUUGGCCCUGCAAUUGGUGCUAUAAAACCCUCCCUCAGGGUAACACCUGACCAUGAGCACCACAGCCCUCCCCUCAGGUCUGCCCCUGUGUGAAGGCAGUCGCAGGAGACCGUAGGCAGGUGUCUAAGACCAGGAGCCUGUUCCGUGGGGGAUCCUCUCCCCUGGAAACCCGUUAGCUGGCUCCCCACCCUCCCUCAGCCCCUGGCUCCUGUUCUUGUGUCUAAGCCUCUCUCCUUAAGACUUGAGCUUGGCACCUCUGCCCCCAGGAAUGGGCUUCAUGCCUGUCAUUUCUAGAUUCCUGCCCUUCCUGCAUGGAGGCUGCUUGUCCCCAAGGCAGCAGUCAGGGCUACCCUCUUUGCCCUGCACUCUGGGAGAGCAGGAGGGACCUCCUGUUUUCUCCAUGGGAUGGGCCUUUGAAGCUGCUGCAUGGGAAGAGUUGGAAGAAAGCUUGGCCCGAGAUGCUCAGGCUGGGAAUGUUUGGAAAUCUUGGUUUCCAUCUCUUGAGGGUUUUGCGAGGCACCCUAUCUCAUGGCAUCCGUGGGCCUGAGAGGUCAAACAUGCUGCCAGGCAGCUGAGUCCUGCUCUCCUCUGGGCCACGGGCAGCCAGGCACUAAGCGUUGCAUUCUCCUUGUGCUUCUCCAACCUCCUUUGCCGUCUCCUCCCGCUGGGAGGUCCCCUGUUGGGCUGCUCGUCCCUUCAUUUAGUGGACUGAAGCUUCCUCUCCUUCCUUCCCUCCAAGAACCCAUAAAGUCCAAAAAUGUUUCCAUGCAGUCCUUAGCCCCCGCAUUGGCCCCACGGCAUGAGAACGCUGGGCGUGGGGGUUGGACUCUUAGACACUAGUGCCGUGGGCUCUUGCAGGGUAAUCAGGAGGAGGGCAUGUGUGGGGCAUAAGGGGAAGCUGCAGAGGCCUUUCCCCGGGGAGGUGCUGUGGAUUGACAGCACAAGAAUGAGCUGCAGGAAGACCGACUGCAGCGUGUAUUGGCCCCUCACAUACACUGCUCUAGCCCAUGGAGAUGUCUUGGCCACUGGCUGCUCUGAUCUGGUGCUGCUGCUGCCCCUGGGAGCUCUCACAGGUAAUGUUCGCGUGGCUCAGGGUGCACUGUCCAAGUGACACGAUUUCCAGUGCUGUAUAGUGAUUGGGGCAGCCUUAGUUCUUGCAGCCCCCUGGACAAAGACCGUGGCCCUGUGAUGGGGGCUCUGGUGAGCUGGGGAAACUACUUUUCUCUUUGCUGGUAAAGGGGAAAAAGCUGUAUUUUAUUUUUAGAUCUUGACCACAAACCCCAAAGUGCAAUACCGGCUGUGACUCCAUCCUCGGAGCCAGGAUCUUCCCUCUGCUCCGCUGCCCAAUGCCAAAGAGACUGGACCAUGCAAAUGGUCUGCAGAGUUAAUCUCUGUGCUGGUGGAGCACUGAAUUCGUUGUGCUUUGGUGUCUCCAAACCUUCCUGGUUUGGUUCUCAAAGCAGCCAGGAGAGGGAUAAGUUUGCCACACCAAUAUGCUCGGUUGCGUCGCUUUGUUUGUACUUCUGUUUUCUCUUACACGUGAGACCAAAAUUAAUGCACACUGUGUUUGGUGAAUAAAUCAGUGAUUGGAUCUGUCAGCA